AUGGGCAACCUCGGGGAUUUGUCGCCGCAGGGCAGUAUCGCGGUCGGAGUGAUCGUGGGCCUCGUCUCGACCAGCCUACAAGCCAUCGGAUUGACACUCCAGCGCAAGUCCCACCUUCUCGAAGAUGAGAAACCGCCUUAUGAGGGCCGCCGACCUCCCUACAAGCGCCGGCGAUGGCAGUUGGGCAUGGGCAUGUUUGUGAUCUCCAAUAUUGUAGGAAGCACGAUCCAGAUCACCACGUUGCCACUACCAGUUCUCUCUACACUUCAAGCGUCCGGCCUAGUUUUCAACACGAUCUUUGCGACUCUUAUCCUCGGCGAGCCCUUCACCCGCUAUUCGUUUGCCGGUACCGCUCUCGUCUGCAUUGGCGCCAUAUUGAUUGCAACCUUUGGCGCCAUCGGGGAACCGGCGCAUACCUUGAAUCAGUUGUUAAAGCUUCUCAUGCGACGUCCUUUCCUCAUAUGGAUGGGCAUGACCUUGGUCGUUGUAGGACUUAUUCUUGUUGGUUCGAAAUUGUCGAGAUACUGCAUACCGGGGUCGCGGGCGAAACCUACGGCGUCGGGGAUAAUCACACCGCAUGUACAACGUGUUCAGGGCCGGGUGAAGCUCUUCCGGGGUAUGUGCUAUGGUGCUGUCAGUGGAAUUUUGUCGGCCCAUUCGCUGCUGCUGGCCAAGUCUGCAGUGGAGCUGCUGGUUCGCACCGUGGUCGACCGUGUGAACCAGUUCAACCGCUGGCAGUCGUGGGUGAUCCUACUGGGGAUGAUCGCCCUGGCUCUUACACAACUCUUCUACUUGCAUCGAGGUUUGAAGCUCUGCAGUACUAGUGUGCUAUACCCUUUUGUGUUUUGCAUCUACAACAUUAUCGCUAUUCUCGAUGGCCUGAUCUACUUCCGGCAGGCGUCUCAACUGGCCGGUUUCCAUGCCGGCCUGAUCGCAUUGGGUACGGUCAUUCUUCUUGGAGGUGUGCUGUGCCUAUCAUGGCGGCUGGAAGAUGUUGACAGCAAUGCCGCUAUCACGGUCGCCGGGCCGACGCAAACUGGCAUCGGCCCAGGCAUGGCAGUUGUUGAGGAACAUGACACUUUUUCAUCCGGGCUGCUGGAUCGUCUGGAGGACGAGGAAUCACAUAUUGGAGAACGAGAGCCUUUACUCCAUGGGACCUCUCGCCCACGACACCUUUCAUCCUACCAACGGGCCCGGGCGCCCAGUCUCCCGCUCAUACCACCUAUGGAUCGGCACGAAGCUGCAGAUCUCAACGCCGCAUCCAUUUGGGCUGAACUCGAUGAUUCGGAUUAUGACACUGCAGGUCCCAAAUGGCGCUCUUCUAUUGACCGGCCUCGAAGCUCCAGCGGCAGUGCAGCCCUGAAUAGUUCUAUACGCGGUCUCUCACGACACUCGACCAUCGGCCCGAUACCGCAUCACCGCCCGUGGGGACCUCGUCGGCCUAAUCUGUCAAUACAAGGCGGGCAACGACGCUCAUCUGCUCCAUUGGCAGGAUUAAUGGGUACAACACGCCGGUGGCGCGGUACCUGGGGCCCUGUAACUGCCUCGCCAAUAUCGCAAGGAGUCCCCGGUUACGGCACCAUACAAGAAGAUGAUGAUAUGCUUCACGGUCGAGAUGAAUCACCUACACCGCAGCCCAGAUCAACAUUCAAUCUUCUCGCAGGCUCGAGAAGGACGCUGGUGGGUGCAUGGCGAACCGGACGGCAAUAUCUCUCUCGAUGGACGAACCCGCGGGCGGGUAGUCAAGAGCACCACCCCAGUGUUGGUGCUGGUGCCCGAGACGGGGCUUCAUCUCCAUUACUCCCACGAUCCGAAGUCGGCAUUCCACAAGCUGGAGAUAUAGACGACCAUCAUCCCAAGCAAAUAGCCGGCACACCGUCAUCCCUGUAA
This is a messenger RNA of Penicillium cataractarum, 1890 nucleotides long. RefSeq lists its product as uncharacterized. The record is from RefSeq and is a predicted model, not a curated record. The transcript is spliced from 3 exons. Gene Ontology annotation, cellular component: membrane. Gene Ontology annotation, molecular function: magnesium ion transmembrane transporter activity. NCBI's taxonomy places the organism in Eukaryota, Fungi, Ascomycota, Eurotiomycetes, Eurotiales, Aspergillaceae. Gene Ontology annotation, biological process: magnesium ion transport. Bases 1 to 1890 code for a protein of 629 amino acids.